Glycine soja is the source of this 1618-nucleotide messenger RNA. Its product is annotated as actin-like. The transcript is spliced from 5 exons. The record is from RefSeq and is a predicted model, not a curated record. Lineage: Eukaryota; Viridiplantae; Streptophyta; Magnoliopsida; Fabales; Fabaceae. Gene Ontology annotation, cellular component: cytoplasm. The coding region runs from base 119 to 1252 and encodes 377 amino acids.
GCGGGCACCUCAGGCCUCAGCCACACAAAGCCACGUUCGUUAAAAAUAGAAAGCACAACACAUAAGCCACGCACACGUAGCUUCCUUCAUUUCGGAAAUUCUAAGCAAUCAUUAAAAGAUGGCAGAUGGUGAGGAUAUACAACCUCUUGUUUGUGAUAAUGGAACUGGAAUGGUCAAGGCUGGAUUUGCUGGAGAUGAUGCUCCAAGGGCUGUGUUCCCUAGCAUUGUGGGUCGUCCACGCCACACUGGUGUGAUGGUUGGAAUGGGGCAAAAGGACGCAUAUGUUGGUGAUGAGGCUCAAUCCAAGAGGGGUAUUUUAACACUGAAAUACCCAAUUGAGCAUGGCAUAGUUAACAACUGGGAUGACAUGGAGAAGAUCUGGCAUCACACUUUCUAUAACGAGCUGCGUGUGGCCCCGGAAGAGCACCCUGUUCUCCUCACAGAAGCACCACUUAAUCCCAAGGCCAACCGUGAGAAAAUGACACAGAUUAUGUUUGAGACCUUCAACACUCCGGCUAUGUAUGUUGCCAUCCAAGCAGUGCUUUCCCUUUAUGCUAGUGGCCGUACAACUGGUAUUGUUCUGGACUCUGGUGAUGGUGUCAGCCACACAGUUCCAAUCUAUGAAGGCUAUGCACUGCCACAUGCAAUCCUGCGUUUGGACCUUGCAGGGCGUGACCUCACCGAUGCCCUCAUGAAGAUCUUAACCGAGCGUGGCUACUCUUUCACCACCACUGCCGAGAGAGAAAUUGUGAGAGAUGUUAAGGAAAAGUUAGCCUACAUUGCUCUUGACUACGAGCAAGAGGUGGAAACAGCAAAGACAAGCUCAGCUGUGGAGAAGAGCUAUGAGCUACCUGAUGGACAGGUGAUCACUAUCGGUGCGGAACGGUUCCGUUGCCCUGAAGUGCUCUUCCAGCCAUCCAUGAUUGGGAUGGAGUCUCCUGGCAUCCAUGAGACCACAUACAACUCCAUCAUGAAGUGUGAUGUUGACAUCAGGAAGGACCUCUAUGGCAACAUUGUGUUGAGUGGUGGCUCAACAAUGUUCCCUGGCAUUGCUGAUAGGAUGAGCAAGGAGAUCACAGCAUUGGCACCAAGUAGCAUGAAAAUUAAGGUGGUGGCUCCACCAGAGAGGAAGUACAGUGUCUGGAUUGGAGGCUCCAUUUUGGCAUCCCUCAGCACCUUCCAACAGAUGUGGAUUGCAAAGGCAGAAUAUGAUGAAUCAGGCCCCUCAAUCGUCCACAGGAAAUGCUUCUAAUGAUGCAGAGAGUCCAGGAAAUUUUAAUAUAUACUCCGCACUACAGAAAUACCAUAAAGUGGUUGAGGAAGUUUUAUUUUCUAUUCUUUACCAUUUUUUAACCAUGUUUUCGUGUUUCCUUUAUUAAUAUGUUGGGAUAAGAGCAUGAAAGCAAAGCAUGAUAUAUAAGAUUUUUUUUUUUUCAUUUUAUUGUAGAAGAGAUGUGUAUUGUUAUUGAUUUGAUUUGGUUGAAUCAAAUUCUCUUAAGCAUUUUGAUUAGAAUAGUGGUAUGUAUUUUGAUUUAUUGUUCUGUGAACGAAGAGUCAUUCUUGUUCAGUGUUCACGGACCAAUCUUUUAUAUAAUAUACUUCAUAUUUGGCCAACUAU